AAGGGGGGUAGUACAUCUUUAAAAAAAAUUCUCGAGCCCAACACGGUCCGUUCGAUAAAAUUGUAGGAUUGUAAACCCAACCUCAUUCACGUUCGGAGAGCCGCUAUCUGUGCACAGAUAGCUAGUUGGCAUCGAUGGUCUUUCUGUGAAUGAUUAUUGCUGGGAGUCUGGUUGAAUGCGAAUCACAUGACACUACCCGAGGCAGAGAUUGAGAGGAAAAGCGCUUCGUCUCCGUUUGCACCGCCAUACUGUAUUUUACCCAUAUCCCAUUUUUAUUGCAACAUUUUACUCUCGCUCGGGAAGGCCCUCAGAGGAGAAUGACCGGGAAGAGUCAGACCAGCAACGUGACCAACAAGAACGACCCCAGGUCGCUCAACUCCAGAGUCUUCAUCGGCAACCUCAACACGGCCAUCGUCAAGAAGACGGACAUCGAGGUCAUCUUCGCCAAGUACGGGAAGAUUGUGGGCUGCUCCGUGCACAAGGGCUUCGCCUUCGUCCAGUACAUGAGCGAGAGGAACGCCCGAGCCGCCGUUGCCGGGGAGAACGCCCGCAUCAUUGCUGGGCAACCGCUCGACAUCAACAUGGCCGGGGAACCAAGACCCUACCGGCCCAAAGUGGGACCCAAGCGGCCGCUCUCUGCCAUUUACAGUGGCUAUGAAUUUGACUAUGACUACUACAGGGAUGAUUUCUAUAGUCGGCUGUUUGACUAUCACGGGCGGAUUGCGCCCCCACCCCGGGCCGUGAUCCCGAUCAAGCGCUCUCGAGUGGCUGUCCCGUCCACGCGCAGGGGGAAGACCGCCUUCUCCGUGAAGAUGUCCGCCUCCUCCUCGCCCAGACAGGCCAUCUCCAGCUCCUCGUCCACCGGACCAAAACUGAAGACGGACCAGCUCCAGACCAUCAAACAGGAGCUGUCACAGAUCAAAGUGAAGAUCGACUCCCUGCUGGUCAGACUGGAGAAGAUUGAGAAGCAGCAGCGAGCCGAGGCCGAGAUGCAGAGGAAGUACGAGGACCGGUACGAGACCCACCACGAGUCCGCGUCCGAGGCGGCGGAACAUUCCGGAGAGGAGGCGGGGGAAGGGGCGCUGGAGACCGAGGCCGGCGAGAUGACCGACGGGGGCGAGGAUGACUACGACGACGAAGGCAGCACUGAUCUGAUCGAGAACCAUGUAUCAGACAUAGACAACUGAAAAAGGGAGAGAGGAGGAAUCGCCACAUGCUGCGAGAGCAGGAACGAGCAGCGCAAACUGCAGAGCCACAAAACGGUUUCUUCAGAUGGAGGGAGUGUGGAAUCUGACCAGAAAUAAUCAAAAAAUCUUUCUGUGAAGGAGAAGAGACCACCAAACAGGACCUGGAUUUCCUUCUAAAAAUGUGACAUUUCACUGCCCAAAGGGGUCUGGCUCACCGGCAAAUUAACCGAAAAAAGACACCACAACGCGCUUUUUCCCCUGUGAAAAUGUUUUUACAAGUCAGACUCAACAUGCCUCUGUGGUUUUACACGCUAUUGUUAUUUAUUUGUAUGUAAGAAAAGAUAUGUUAUGCACACCAUUAGAAUAUGAAUUAAAGAGCUUACAGAUAUGGAGAAAUGGUCAGAUAUAAUGGGGGGAAAAAUCUCUUCAAUUAGUACUAUGUCAGUAGCCUACGUACUUCGUAUGAUUUGCGAUCUAAUGAAACCUCACGAAGAAUUUCCCCCACUGUGUAGUUCAAGGCUGCUGUAUGGAUUUACUUGAAAUGCUUUAUUUCCUGGCAGUUUUGUGUGUUAACAGCUUUGCUGACUUGUCCUUGGCUUUACCUAAAUAUUUAGCCCAUUUAUUUGACUUAUUUUGUUUUUUUACCCCUCAUACAAAUUAAUAUUUUUAGCCUAUGAAACGACAAGGAUAUUAGGGUGAUGAGGACACAGUUUGUUGGUGAUAUUAUCAAGGAAUGUUCCUUAUGCAGUACAACACUAAUUGUCUACUGAACUGCCCUAGCUGCACUGUACAUCUGGCAUUCUAAUUGAGACCAAUAUGGUGUUUUCCAUUAGAGCUGAUGAGUUUGGUCCUACUGGGUUCAAUUCUGCUGACACCUGAACACCUUUUUUUCAGGUACCAUCUACAUCCUCCUUAACAGAUGUUUUCAAGUGAGCAUAUUUUGUGUGUUUGAUAGAAGCGUGAUGUUUGUGCUUUUGUCAGUUUUACUUUAGAGAACCCACACAAUGGUGGUGGCAAAUGGCACUCAUGGUGUGCACAUUCGUUGUGCUCAUUUUAAAGAGUGAACUAUGAAUUUUUUUGAUUUGUCAGCAAAGCCAUGCUACCUGGUUACAAUUAUAUAAUGUUAAAACGGUUUCUACCUAGAGCAUGUUACAGAACAAGAACAUAUUUUUCUGCUUGAUUCAACCCAGUGCAGGCCCAAGUUUACGGUCAUACCUGGCACUGAGCUUACCCCCAGCUUACUGUCAGCCAAAUUCACCCUGGACAGGCCUCCUGGUUGCCCUGAGGAUAGGUGGUAUGUAGCCAAGGUUUGUCAGUGGAACUGCAGCAGGUGUCCUUGGGCAUUAAUCUGGUUGGUCAUGGAGGUCCACCCGUGCCUGUUUUCUAAGGUGCCAGGCUUUUUGAUGGAGGUGUCCAUGGUGACUGGUACCCUUCUGGCCAUCUGAAUGGAUGCUGUCUCUUGCCUCUCAUGGAGUCUGCCGAACAUCUGUCACAUCUGUAAGGCCAACCAACCCCCCCACCAAAACCUUUCCAUAUUCCAAAUCCAGACCCUACCAUUAAACCUAGUAGACAUACAGUAUGUAAAUCACUCUGUGCAGAAAAUAUGAUGUAAGAAUUUCAGGGCUUGCACAGUUUAAAUGCCCCCAAAACAAAUGUUUUCUUCUUGAUGUUUCAGUCUGAGUGGAGAAAAACAUCAAAGCAAAACAUUUUUUGGGAAGCAAUAAUAAUUUGCCAGCGUGGUAAAUUGAAAUGCUCUUGCCACUAAUCAGGCCUCUGUACAGUCAAGGCCUUAAUCUAGCCUUGAUUUUUAUUUUUUUUCAGCUUGUAUUAUUUUUAUUUUAUACAUGUAUUUUUGUUUUAUUAUUAUUAUUAGUUUCAGUUACAACCAAACUCAUUAUGUCAGGCAAGACAAUAAAAAGUUCAAUUAUUUAGUCGGUUUCAUUAAGGAAAAACUGCCAAGCCUGCAUGUUGGAUGUGUUCCAAAGUCAUAACGGAGCUUGAGGCCUCAGUACUGUCUGAAUCGUUCGGACAGCUGGAGCCAUUUGCUUCCGAGGAGGAAACACCGGAGUAGAUCUUUAUUCAUAUUCCCAGUUGAGUGUGAAGAAUCUCAUUCCUGAAACCCAGGUGCUUGAUAACUCAUUUGAUCCUGAGAAAGGCAUAGAUACAUUUCCAUGUUAGUUAGUCUGUUUUUUUAACGGUCACGGCAAAUCUGUUUGCAAAGAUGGCUAAAAUAUUACAUUGAGCUCUCUAUUUUUGUAUGCUUGAUUUCCCUUGGCGAAAGUGUUAUUAUUAAACCGAUAGGCCUCCUGCCUUCCAUUGUUUUGGUUUUUUCAUUUUUGUUGUUGUUGUUCCUUCUGAAUGGUAAAUAAUUUACAAUGCAGAGCACUGCAUCACUUGGGAAAUGAAAGCAGUGUGUUGGAACAAUAGUAUGCGUCAUAAAAGAAAGACAAUGAGAUGCUCUUAGGAGAGUGUUGUUUUCCGAGACUAAACUACAAAUGCCAACAUCUCAGAAUCCCAAGCCUGUACACAAUUGAAGAUUAUGGGUUUAAUAGAAGUGUACAAUGUCCAAUCAAAGAGGUUUAAUUAAGUAAACAAAUGAUGUUGUACAGAAAUGUAAAAAAAAAAUUGUAAAUCUAUUUUUUAUGAUGAGCAUGGUGUUGAAAGUGCUGUUAAAAUGUGUUUUAUUUGUAUUGAAUAGUUUUUGGCUGUUGUAUGGCUGUAGGCUCUCUCUCUUGAGUAGAACAGAGAACAAUUAAAGUGCUCUCUAUGUAUGUUCA
Anguilla anguilla (European eel) is the source of this 3964-nucleotide messenger RNA. RefSeq names its product RNA-binding Raly-like protein. Gene Ontology annotation, molecular function: RNA binding. NCBI's taxonomy places the organism in Eukaryota, Metazoa, Chordata, Actinopteri, Anguilliformes, Anguillidae. The transcript has 9 exons. Bases 318 to 1187 code for a protein of 289 amino acids. Gene Ontology annotation, cellular component: nucleus. The record is from RefSeq and is a predicted model, not a curated record.